CCACUAUAACACUCUUUAUACAAACUUCAAAUCCACAAAGAGUCUUUUUUUUUUUUUCUCUUCGACUUAGCUUAUACAUAGUUUUAUUACAAGAUGUCAUUGUCAGCCUCGGAGAAGGAGGAGAAUAACAAGAAAAUGGCAGCGGACAAGGCUGAGAUGGGGAGGAAGAAGAGGGCAAUGUGGGAAAGAAAGUGGAAGAGAUUGGACAUUGUGAAAGCUUUUGCAUCUCUCUUUGUCCAUUUCCUCUGUCUCUUGGCGCCUUUCAAUUUCACUUGGCCGGCUUUAAGAGUCGCCCUCAUUGUCUAUACGGUGGGUGGGCUCGGUAUCACCGUCUCUUACCACCGAAAUUUGGCUCACCGGAGCUUCAAAGUCCCUAAAUGGCUCGAGUAUUUCUUCGCUUAUUGCGGCCUUCUUGCCAUUCAGGGAGAUCCGAUUGAUUGGGUGAGCACACAUCGAUACCAUCACCAGUUUACAGAUUCGGAUAGGGACCCACAUAGUCCUAACGAAGGAUUUUGGUUCAGUCACCUCCUAUGGCUAUUUGAUACCGGUUAUCUUGUAGAAAAGUGUGGAAGAAGGACAAAUGUGGAGGACUUAAAGAGGCAGUGGUACUAUAAAUUCCUCCAAAGAACAGUCCUUUACCACAUUCUAACAUUUGGUUUCCUCCUCUAUUACUUUGGUGGUUUGUCUUUUCUUACUUGGGGAAUGGUAAUAUUUUAUAUUCUUUCCCUUUUAUUUUUAAAAAAUUUCUUACAAAAACAUAAAAAUAGUUACAAAUAAUAAAUGAAAAAAUGAAAGAAUUCUAAUUUUUCUAUGAGUGUAGGGUAUUGGGGUAGCAAUGGAGCAUCAUGUGACUUGCCUCAUAAACUCUCUUUGCCAUGUUUGGGGAAGCCGAACUUGGAAGACUAAUGACACUUCCCGUAACGUUUGGUGGCUAUCAGUAUUCUCGUUUGGAGAGAGCUGGCACAACAAUCACCACGCCUUCGAAUCCUCGGCGAGACAAGGCUUAGAAUGGUGGCAAAUCGACAUUUCUUGGUAUAUUGUCCGCUUUCUCGAGAUUAUCGGUUUGGCUACUGAUGUUAAGUUGCCUUCCGAGAGUCAACGUCGUCGUAUGGCAAUGGUUCGUUGAAGAUAUGGAACGACGUCUCGUCUCAUUUAAGCAUUAGUUAAUUAAUGUCUACGUACGUUUUAAGUUUUUGGUAAACGUAACACUUGUAAUAUUGUGCGAUGCGGUGUUGUUUUGUGACUUGUGGUGUGUGUUUGAACCAACUUGCUUAAUUAAGAUAACGUUCGUUUUGAUAUGAGCGAAAUUUUAAAAUGCGUUAUGAAGUUUAUCAA
Molecule: messenger RNA, 1335 nt
Organism: Arabidopsis thaliana (thale cress)
Lineage: Eukaryota; Viridiplantae; Streptophyta; Magnoliopsida; Brassicales; Brassicaceae
Gene: ADS1
Product: delta 9 desaturase 1
Exons: 4
Coding region: 94-777 (227 amino acids)
Biological process (GO): lipid metabolic process; unsaturated fatty acid biosynthetic process
Cellular component (GO): chloroplast membrane; endoplasmic reticulum membrane
Molecular function (GO): oxidoreductase activity, acting on paired donors, with oxidation of a pair of donors resulting in the reduction of molecular oxygen to two molecules of water
Source: RefSeq, marked reviewed